Molecule: messenger RNA, 1383 nt
Organism: Cryphonectria parasitica EP155
Lineage: Eukaryota; Fungi; Ascomycota; Sordariomycetes; Diaporthales; Cryphonectriaceae
Exons: 1
Coding region: 1-1383 (460 amino acids)
Source: RefSeq, a predicted model, not a curated record
AUGGCCGACUACUCAGACUUCUCCCGCUACCAAGACAUUUUUGGGCAGCUUCGCCUUCUCAAAAGCUAUACUCAUUUCCUGCUAUGUUUUAAACUCCCGGAAGGCGCAACUCCGGAUUCCAUUGCUCAAGACCUGAAAUUGGCAGUUCUCAAAGUGACGAAGACGUUUCCAUGGAUGACAGGCAAGGUUAUCAACGAGGGCAGCGGGCCUGGAAACUCUGGGUUGUUCAAGAUUGAGCACUGCCCACGCUGGGAAGAGCCAAACAGCAUUCUACGUGUCAAAAACUGCUCGAACGAAUGCGUGUCAUUUGAUGAGAUCGUGGCUGCCAAAGGCCCCAUCGAUGCCUUCGAUCCGGACGUGCUGACGCCAUGCGUGUCCUUCCCCCAGAGCUACCAGGAGACCGAGGACGACCCUGCAGCUGUGCUCGCGCUUCAAGCAAACUUCAUUAGUGGCGGCCUCCUUCUCGAUGUCGCGGCUCAGCACAACAUCAUGCCCGGCAGCGGCAUACUCCAGUUCUUGAAGCUACUGUCCAAGGCUUUGAAUGGCGAGGAAUUCACACAGCUAGAGAUUGAGCAAGGAAAUCGCGACCGCCGUAACAUGAUCCGCCUUCUCGGCCCUGAUGAGCAGUCUGUCGAUUUGAGUCGCUAUGAUCGACCAUCUCUGCUCAAUAUUGCUAUUCCGGCUGUGCCAGCGCCGUUUGGCCGCUGGUGCCAAUUCCGCUUCUCAGCCAAGAGCUUAUCCGCCCUUAAGAAUACAGCCAGCGAUGCGACCAAGUUCGUGCCGCCCGUCACAUUUGUGUCAUCGAAUGACACUCUGACGGCCUUCUUCUGGAAGCGUUUGGUGGCGCUGCGACUGGCGCGCUCGCCCCAAUCCGCCGCCACCGCCUCCAAGUUCGUGCGCGCUGUCGAUGUUCGCAGCACUGUGGGCGUUCCAGUAGAAUACAUGGGACACAUGGUCUAUAAUACCUUCUCGAGGCAAACAUUUUCCGAGGUCGCUGAGCAACCGCUGGCAACGCUGGCCAGUCUCAUGCGGAAGAAUCUUGCGGAGGACAUCAACGAGCACGCCGUGCGAAGCUUUGUGACUCGGCUGGCCAACACGCCUGACAAGACGAAGAUCAUGUACGGGGGAGAAAUGACGCCGAACGAUGUGGCCUUCACCUCUAUCGCGCAAUCUGACCUCUACAAUGUGUCAUUUGGCAAGCUGGGCAAGAUCUCGUUGUUGCGCAGGCCCAAGUUCAUUCCCCGCGCAACGACUGCGAUGAUGUUUCCAAAAACAUUGGAUGGGUUUACAGACUUUCUCGUUUGUUUGAAUGAUCAGGACUUGGCCGACCUGAAGGCGGAUGCUGAUUGGAAUGCGUAUGCCGAACUGAUCGACAGAGAUUGA